This is a messenger RNA of Aspergillus pseudonomiae, 1832 nucleotides long. Its product is annotated as SEC14 family lipid-binding protein. The record is from RefSeq and is a predicted model, not a curated record. The transcript is spliced from 4 exons. Lineage: Eukaryota; Fungi; Ascomycota; Eurotiomycetes; Eurotiales; Aspergillaceae. Bases 295 to 1563 code for a protein of 422 amino acids.
GCAGUCCAAAAGUUCAUUCAUUGUUACAGUCCAAGUCACCAAUUCUGUUUGUCAUCGCGUAGUGCUUUGCACCCCAAUCUCUUCACCUCCUUCUCCUGACUAUCGUCCGGGACUUGAAAAGACUCCGAUCGAGUUCCGCACCCGAGCGAAAGGACCAGAAAUCGGCCGUGCUAGACGACGAUCUUUCUGCCCCGUGCGCCAAUUAAUCAAUCAAUUAAUCCCUCCUUCAUCCGAACGAUCCGAAACAGUUUUUUUAACUUCCCAAGACUCGCACAAAUAUUUAAAGCGAACAAGAUGCCUUUGUGGGGGUCGAAAUCCAGCCAGGAGAGCGACAAUGCCGCGCUAGAAAGCGAUCCCAAGAACGACCCCGUUGCGUCGGCGUCUCAGGCCGCGGGGACCGGAUGGCUGGUCGGACAUUUGAACCAUCUCACUGAGGAUCAGGAGAAGAAGCUGCAGGAGUUUAAGAAACUAUGCGAAGAAAAUGGAUACUACAAAUCCGCGAGUGACACGGAGGAGGCGAGCCAUGACGAUGCGACAAUGCUGCGGUUCCUGCGCGCCCGCAAAUUCGACGUGAAUGGCGCUUGGGGCCAAUUCAAGGACACCGAGGACUGGCGCAAGGAGAAUGCCAUCGAGUCUCUGUACGAGAAUAUCGAUGUGGAGUCGUAUGACGCCGCGAGGAGGAUGUACCCUCAAUGGACAGGUCGUCGGGACCGCCGCGGUAUCCCCGUUUACGUGUUCGAGAUCCGGCACCUGAACAGCAAGAACAUGGCCGCUUAUAACUCCACCAUGACCGAUCCCUCUGCGACGGCGGAAACGCACAAGUCCUCCACGGUGCCGCAGCGUCUCUUACGUCUCUUUGCCCUCUACGAGAACCUCCUCCGUUUUGUCAUGCCCUUGUGCUCCCAGUUGUCCCGCCCGCAUCCCGAUACGCCCAUUGUGAGUUCGAACAACAUUGUCGAUGUCAGCGGUGUUGGUUUGAAGCAGUUCUGGAACUUGAAGGGUCACAUGCAGGACGCGAGCGUUCUGGCUACGGCGCAUUACCCGGAGACCCUGGACCGCAUUUUUAUCAUCGGAGCUCCUUCCUUCUUCCCAACCGUCUGGGGCUGGAUUAAGCGCUGGUUUGACCCCGUCACUACCUCUAAGAUCUUCAUCCUCUCCUCCGCCGAGGUCCUGCCUACCCUUAGUUCUUUCAUGGACCCGACCACUAUCCCCAAGCAGUACGGCGGCCAGCUAGACUGGCAAUGGGGCGACAUGCCCAACCUUGACGACGAGGCCCGGAAACUUGUGGGCGGGCUGGAGACUCCUCCCGCCGAAGGAGAGAGCAAGCCCAGUUUCAUCAAGGGCCCUGUCCUGUUCAAGGGGGACCAUGUCGAGGUGCUGGGUAAGGUGAACGGCGAGAGCCGCAAGCGCAGCGUUCCCGUGCCGGUAGCGCAAGCAGCUGCGUCGACCUCCGCCUCGGAGGAGCAGAAGUCGGACGAUGCUCUCGCCGCCGAGGUCAACGAGAAGCUCGACCUGCAGAAUGGCGCCACCGAGAAGACCGGCAACGGAGACGUCGCUGCUUAACUGUCUUUCCAUUCUACAUGAUGGUUCUUUUCUCAUACUUAUAAUUUUUUUUUUUUUUUUCUUCCAGUGUCUCUGAAAAUUGGCGUCAUGGUUAAGACUAGAUAUUGCAUGUCUAGAGUCAUCUUUGAUAAUUUGGUUUUGUCAUAAGCCUUUGAUUGGUUUAUCACUUUAGAUUUCGGAUAUAUUAUUAUACCUGGCUACUACUGAAUUAGUCAAGAAAAUAUUGGGGUUCUCACUAGAGCAGUUUUCAACUCGAUCUCCGACGUGUG